Molecule: messenger RNA, 1512 nt
Organism: Orbilia oligospora ATCC 24927
Lineage: Eukaryota; Fungi; Ascomycota; Orbiliomycetes; Orbiliales; Orbiliaceae
Exons: 1
Coding region: 1-1512 (503 amino acids)
Biological process (GO): nucleoside metabolic process
Molecular function (GO): catalytic activity
Source: RefSeq, a predicted model, not a curated record
AUGCAACGACGGAGGCUACCUUCCCCGUGUCCUGAAGAUUUCACUAUUGGAUGGGUAUCCGCAAUUCCUGCUGAACUAGCCGCUGCCCAGGCUAUGUUUGAUGAAGUUUACGAGGAUCUAGACUCUAUCAAAGGAAUAGAGGCCAUAUACAGUUACGGGCGAAUCCAAGGGCACAAUGUCGUUGUGGGGCCUUUGCCAGACCGCGGAUACGGAAAGAUUUCGGCUGCCAUCAUGUCGACGAGGAUGGAGGCUGAUUUUCCCUCCAUCAAAUAUUUCUUGAUGGUAGGAAUUGGAGGUGGCGUUCCGAGUGCGGGUAAGGAUAUCAGGCUUGGGGACGUUGUGGUAGGUAUGGAGGUCGUACAAUACGACUUUGUAAAAGCCCACCCGGAUGGAAACAAAAGAAUUGGAGAUCCUAUGUCACCGUCAAGAACUUUGCGAACGGCAGUUGCCUCGGUCCGGGCGGCGAAUGGAAGGAACGAGUUUAACAUUUUGAAGUAUUCCGCUUUUUUCGAAAAGAAUCCGAUGUUGAACUCAUUCCCGCGUCAGCGAAGUGGCACCGGGUCACUUGGGGAUAUCAUUUACGAGGAUAUUCUAUACAAGGCAGAUUAUAUCCAUGCGCAAGAAGGUAAACUUUGCAAGGACCAUUGCGAUAAAAUUAAUAUAGUAACUCGAGAGCCGCGUGCGCGCGGUGGCAACCCUAAGGUUUACUAUGGAAAGAUAGCAUCUGGGGAUCAAGUUAUGAAAAACGGCAUUGAAAGAGAUAGGAUCAGCAAAGAUUCAGGAGGGACUCUUUGCUUCGAGAUGGAGGCCGCUGGGGUGAUGAGUUCUGUGGAUUGUCGAUGUCUCGUUAUUAGAGGCAUAUGCGAUUAUGCUGACUCACACAAGAACAAAGGUUGGCAAGAAUAUGCCGCAAUGGUGGCGGCAGCCUAUGCAAGAGAGAUAAUAAGUGUACUGCCUGCUCCUACAAAGCAACCGGUUAAUAGUCCUUUACCAGCUCGUGUUGGUGCGAUUUCGAAUGGUACGGGCUCAGGGGUUAUGGCACCCCAUUCUUCAGGGCGGAUUAUUUCAGAACCCUUUUUCAACCAUUCGCGGCUCCGAGACUACAAUCCGUCUACAAUUUACAUGAAGAACGUAAAUUUCGGAGAGUCAAUGACCGAGGAGUCUGGUACAAACAAACGAAAAAGACAGAGGGAGGAUCACUGUGGAUCUCGUGGGUGCGAAUCGAAAAGGUCUAAGGUGGGCCAAUAUAGGGGAGGUGACUGUUCUAGCGAAUCCAGUAGUGAAGGUGAAGAUGAUGAGGAGAGCGAUUCUGAUAGGGACGGCUUGGAUGGAGAUAGUGACAACAGUGAGCGUAAUGGCUUUUUAGAGCUAUAUCGUGAGCUAUAUAAUGGGGAGAGUUCUGAUGAUUUGGAGGAAGACCAUAUGGGAGUGGAUUCUAGCGAUUCGGGAGAAGAUAGAAACAGUGGCUUUGAUAGUUCAGAGGAAGAUGACAAUGACGACGAUGAUAUGUAG